GACAGAGAAAUGAAGCGACUUUUUGUGGGCGGGCUUACUAAGGCCAUUUCCCAGGCUGAUCUGCAAAAUCAGUUCAGCAGAUUUGGAGAAGUUUCUGAUGUGGAGAUAAUCACACGCAAAGAUGAGCAAGGAAACCCACAGAAAAUCUUUGCAUACAUCAACAUCAGGGUGGCAGAAGCGGACCUGAACAAAUGUAUGUCUGUUUUAAAUAAAACAAAAUGGAAAGGGGGAACACUUCAAAUUCAGCAAGCAAAAGAAAACUUUUUGCAUAGAUUGGCCCAAGAGAGAGAAGACACAAAAGCAAAACAAGAAAACUCAAUAAAAGGCAACACUAACCCAUUAAGAAAGAUGGAAAUGACUGAUUUGCAUGUGAAAGCAGUGCCAGGAACAGAAGUACCAGGACGGAAAGACUGGGUUGUGAGUAAAUUUGGAAGAAUCUUACCUGUCCUUCACCUUAAGAAUCAUCUUAAACAUAAAAUCAUAAAAUAUGAUCCAUCAAAAUACUGCCACAACCUGAAGAAAAUAGAGAAUUCUACCAAGGCAAUCCCUGUAACCGACCUCACUUGGGAAUUGGAAGGAGGGAAUGAUCCACUGAGUAAGAAACGACGAGGGGAGUUCUUAGACUUUCACAGACCAAAGAAGGCAAUCAAAAAGGAGUGCGGUGAAGGUGCCACUGGGUCUCCAGCUAUUCCUCCAAGCCCCAGUUCAGGGCUAGGCAUUCACCACUUACCACAGCCACAGGCUGCACGAAACAUACUUUGUGGGUCCAUUCAUUUUUCGGAAUCUCCCUACACACCUCAUUCUGAUCAUCAGAAAUCUAAAAAUGUGCCUUUUCAGGUUUGGGACUUCAAGUCUGCCAGAAAGAAAAAUAGCAUGUCUGAUGAUGAUACCAAUUCUGAAGAUGAGUUAAGAGCAGUGAUUGCAAGAGAGGAACACUUGGGGAAAACUACAUGGUCCUCCAUAAAAGAAUCUGAAGGUGAUCCCUUUGUAAUUGUAAGGGAUGAUUUCAAAUCAGAUGCUCACAAACUUUCCUUUUUAACAAAUUUAAAUACCAGAACCUCUUGCCAAGCUUGUAAUGAUGCUACAGGAAAUGAUUGUAACUGUGACUCGGAAGAUACAGAUGAAAUCAUUGCAGUGAAAAAAGUAAUUGCUAGAAGGAGCACAAAACAUUUAAAUACAGAAAAAUCUUUAUGCAAGAAAGCUGCUUCCAAAGACAGAAAACAUUGUGAGGUUUCUGCUGAUUGUAUUAAAAUACAGACGAAGCAGAGGAAAGCAAGGUUAGGGGUCUGUAAUGAGAUUACGCUUCUCAGUUGUAAAUCUCCAUCUGGUUCAGGUAGCGGUGAAGUUGCUGGCUGUGUGUCAGAAUCAUCUGCAUCCAAGCGAGGCAGGAGAUGUCACCCUACAAUGGAGAACUGUCUCCUUGGGGAUCCCCCUCUGACUGAAUUGGAUCAGUUGGAUUGUCAUGAUGAGGCUCUGAAAGAAAGUCUCAGGAGUGAUACUCAGGAAGCCAGCAGCUGCUGCCCGUUUGUCAGAACUUCCAAGAGUCACAAGAUCCCUGUCAAUGCACCCAGAGACAAACAGUGCAUUUAUCCAGAGGAGAUUAUGGCUUCUCUCUUAGAAGGAGAAAACAUCUGUCAUCAACAGAAUCUAAAGGAAAAUAAAUUCCAGGCUUUCAAAGGAAUAGGCUCUUUGUAUGAAAAGGAAUCCAGGAAGAACUCAUUAACCAUGGGUGUUACCUCUGACCCUACUGGUAAAGAUACUAAUUCCUUGAAAUUUGAGUAUCUCAGUAGGGUUUCCACAGGAAGGGGACUCUCCUCUGCUAAUGACUCCUCUAGUGAAUUCAGUUCAUACUGUCAGACAAAGAAGGCAAAUGGCCUGUUUCAAAAAAAGACACAGGACACACAGGCCCCUUUUGGGAGCCAGGAUAACAAGGUGAUUUACCCAGGUAGUUCAGAAAUGGGAAGUAAAAGGACUCCUUGUAGUCUGUGGCCAUUAAAGUAUAAUAGGUCUUUAAGUCUUUGUGCAGACAUUGACAAGAUAGAUGUUAAUGAAGACCGUCCACAUAUUACCUCAAAUGUAGAAGGUGGUUCAGAAAAGGAAGGUACAGUUUCACACUGCCUUAGAUCUCCUGAGAAAUCACCAGAGGUCUCUUCUGGAAAAGAUAGCCCUGGAUGGGGGUCCAAUAAGAAGACUCAAGAAAGCAACAGUGAUUUUUCCUAUUCUGUUAGUAGUGUAUCAGAUGUUACCAAGGAUCGAUAUUUUCAAGAUAAUCAAAAGCGCUUGGCAGCCUUAGAUGCCAAGCAGAAAGCAAAAGAACUGCAAAAGAAGCUGGUUCAUAAUGCUCUAGCAAACUUGGAUGAUCAUUCAGAGGUCAAGCCAACACACAUCAUCUUUGGUUCUGACAGUGAAAGUGAAACAAGAGAGACAUCUGUUCGAGAACAGAACCAUCCAGAAAAGGAGCUUGUGAAGGAGUUCAUUUCGAAAACAUCUGGGAAGCUAUUUGAUAGCAGCAGUGAUGAGGACUCUGAUUCUGAAGAUGACAACAAGAGGUUUAAAAUCAAACCUCAGUUUGAAGGCAGAGCUGGCCAAAAGCUCAUGGAUUUACAGUCUCACUUUGGCACUGAUCAUCGAUUUCGCAUGGACUCUCGAUUUCUAGAAAGUGACAGUGAAGAGGAACAGAAAGAGACACGUGAAAAGAAAACCGCAGAGGAAGAAGAACUUGCUGCAGAAAAAAAGAAAGCACUGGACAUUAUGCAGCAUGUUUUAAACACCACCUUGAGCAGUUCUAUAAGUACAGGAUCAGUAACUGCAAAGAGAUUCAAAGAUGUCAUACAUUAUGAUCCAACAAGACAUGACCAUACCACCUUUGAAAGAAAAAGAGAUGAUAAGCUAAAAGAAAGUAAAGCAAAGCAACAGAAGAAAAGGGCAGAAAGUGAGAAGUUGCCUGAAGUAUCAAAAGAAAUGUAUUACAACAUUGCUACAGAUUUGAAAGAAAGACUUCAAAGCACAAAUGGUGCAGGUGAAAAGAAGAAACAUAAACCUUGGGAUGAGGACUGUGAUAGAGACAGAACAGGAGAUAGGCAAGAGCCUGCUUCUCUGAAGGAGGAGGAGAAGAAGCCUACUGUGUUUACAUUUUCCUUUUUUGACUCAAAUGCUGAAGAUGUAAAAAAAGAAACCUAUAGAGUUCAGACAGUGAAACCUGGAAAGAUUGCCUGGCAGGGAGAUCCUUGUUUCCAAGACAGCAGCUCUGAAGAGGAAGGUACUGUUGAAGAAGAAAAUCAUAGAAUGUCCAACAUUGAAGAAGUGUCAUUACCACAGAAAGAAACCAGUAGAUUUUUCUUUUUCUGUAAGAAUGAUGAAAGACUUCAUGCCGGCUCUGAGGUUUUCUGGAGAGGGAUGAGAAGUAAUAUGAGCAGGAAUUCUUGGGAGGCCCGAACAAAUACCUUGCGUAUGGACUGCCGGAAGAAACAUAAAGAAGCAAAAAGAAAAGUGAAACCAAAAUAA
Molecule: messenger RNA, 3504 nt
Organism: Elephantulus edwardii (Cape elephant shrew)
Lineage: Eukaryota; Metazoa; Chordata; Mammalia; Macroscelidea; Macroscelididae
Gene: NOL8
Product: nucleolar protein 8
Exons: 17
Coding region: 10-3504 (1164 amino acids)
Molecular function (GO): RNA binding
Source: RefSeq, a predicted model, not a curated record